AUGACAUAUCAAGCAUCGCAGUUAAAACCUUUUGUGACUUAUCAAGAUGAGUUAACAUAUAGGGAUGGUCUGAUACUCAAGGGCGGAUGCAUUGUCAUCCCAGAAAGUCAUAAAGCCGAAAUGCUCAAACGCAUACAUGAGCCACAUAUGGGGAUUGUCAAAUCAAAGCAAUUAGCCCGUGAUAUCAUAUUUUGGCCAGGUAUGAGUAGCCAAAUAGAAGAUAUGGUGUCGCGUUGUGCCACAUGUCAGAGUUCUAGCAAAUUGCCACCAGCUGAACCAAUGAUACCGCAUGACAUUCCAAGCAUUCCAUGGGCCAAAGUUGCAUCUGACCUAUUCGUAUACAAGGGAAGAAAUUAUUUGUUAUCUGUUGAUUAUUAUUCAAAGUUUCCAGACAUGUAUUUGCUCCCCAAUACAUGUAGUCAAUCGGUAAUCUCUGCAACAAAGUCAAUGUUUGCACGUUUUGGAAUACCGAAAGAAGUUGUUACUGACAACGGUCCUCAAUUCUCAUCGCACGAGUAUGCAUAUUUUGCAAAACAAUGGGGAUUUUGUCACACAACCUCAAGUCCAGGUUACGCGCAAGCUAAUGGUCAAAUAGAACGCACAGUUCAGACCGUGAAAGAGAUGAUAAAGAAAUGUGAAGAAACAGGGCAUGAUCCAUAUAUUGCUCUACUCAACUUUCGAAACACACCAGUAGACACAGUAAAUAAAUCGCCAGCACAACUACUGCAAAGUCGUAGACUAGCAUCAAAACUGCCUGUCACUGAAGAGUUGCUCAAACCAGAAGUCGUUGAAAAUGCACAUGCAAAGCUCAGACAACGCCAGAUGACUCAGAAGUAUUAUUACGAUAUACGUGCAAGUACAACUAAACAUGCAUUCCAGCCAGGACAUAAUGUGAGAUUACGUACAUUGAAGGGAGAAUGGAAGUACGGUACAAUCCAGAAUAAAUGUCAAAAUGUACCACGCAGUUACAUAAUAGAAACUCCUGAGGGCAAAUUAUUCAGACGUAAUCGUCGCCAUGCAUUCGAAACCCGCGAAGCUACACCAACUACUCCACGUGAUCAGAAUAUGCGCAUUGAUAUUAACUCUAGUGACAAUCAUAUGAGUGAUCUAAGCAAACCUUAUAUUCAUGUUGAGAAUUCUUUUAGCACAAAUAAGAAUGACAAUUUACAUGACACAAAACAGCCUGAUAACUAUGAUAAUUCAGAGUUGAAACCUACCGCUAACACAACGGAAACUAAAGUUUUCACUAGAUCGGGUAGACUCAGCAAACCACCUCGUAAGCUAGAUUUGUAG
Molecule: messenger RNA, 1293 nt
Organism: Saccoglossus kowalevskii
Lineage: Eukaryota; Metazoa; Hemichordata; Enteropneusta; Harrimaniidae
Source: RefSeq, a predicted model, not a curated record